CCACAUCAUUCUAAUACGGAGCAACCUGAAAUGGGUGCCACUAUUUUAUUACAAAAAUGUUAUACUCAUGUUUCAAGAAAUGAGAUCUUUCAAUCACCGAUACUGGCUUAUUAAAAAAGGGCUGAUCUAAAAUCGACUUCUUCAUUUUCGAUUGCAUGUGAUCCAUUCUGUGAAACAGUUGCUGUUGCUGAAUUACGAUUUAACUUCCUUGUUGACAUGGAACCGUUUGAAACAACACUUUUUUCUUUGUCAUGGAAGUAGAGUGGAAUAUUCAAUUCAAGAUAUUUUGGCUCACAUACACACUGUCAUCAGUAUCAGCGGCUGAUCCAGGAGAACUGCUUGCAAACAAAACAAAGUCAUCACCAAGUCACGUGACAUCGCUGAAAGGCUCUUCACUGUGGUUAAAGUGGGGCUAUGAGUAUGGUGGUGAUAUUCCCAGAAUAAUAGUCUACAGAGAACAAAUAAUUGGAUUUAACAGUUCUUCACAGGCAGCACUGCAACCUGUGGCAAAGAGGACAGGAGCAAAUGGUAUGCUUCAGCUUGUGCCAACUGUUCCAGCACCAUUCUCUGGAAGGCUCACAGUAAUACCAUCCAACGAUACACUGGUGAUCAGUGGACUAAAGUACAACGACACUGCGUACCAAUUUGCAUCAUAUAUUAUUUUAGACAGUACUUUUGCUGGUACAACCACCUCAAAUAAUGGUUACCUCAAACCAGUUGCCAGUAUUACAAUCAACGGAGUACCAGAAUUCAUCACACCACCUCCAGCCACAGCUGAGGUGAAUGAAAAUUCAAAUUUAGAAAUAGCAAUUGAAAUGGAUGGAAACCCAGCACCAUCAGCUGAUUUUUUUUGGCCUCAUAUUGGUGAUGGUGGGACAACUGUUGCUGGUAGCCAAAUUUAUCCGUAUGUUUAUUCAGCAAAGUUUUCACAUCCAAAUAUAGCGGCUACUUUCUGUGGAAGGAUAUUGAAAUCUUCAGUGAAGAACAGUAUUGGGUCAUCAUUUGCCAAAGACACCAAUGUCACUGUUUUACUGAAUCUUGAUGGCAAUCCUAAUUUGCAAGCAAGAAAGAUAAUCAUAGACAGUUGUGUCGAAGUGAAAUGGACGAAGGCCGAAUCUGGGGCUUGUUACGUGAAAUACGAAGCUAAAUUGAAAAAUGCCUCAGGGACUGUUGUUUAUACUGAAACUGGAUAUAACAUAGAUCAAAUAAAGAAAUGCAAAAUUCCACGAAAUGUGAAUAUCACUGACGUUGAAAUGACGAUGAGUUUCAAGAGUAUUUCAAAGGUCUUCACUGCCAAAGUCGCAGAAACACCCAUCCCUACAACACUACCGCCGACUACUACAUCAAAAACUUCAAAAACACCGGUACCAAGUUCAAGUGAACCAACAACGAGAACAGACACGACCCACAAAUCAACAGUUAAGGGGAAAACAAGUGUUCAGCCAACAGCUUGUAAAGAAAAACAAGUGAAUAGCGAUGAAGAGAAAGACAACAUAAUCAUAGCGCUUUCAGUAGUGGUUGCAGUCUCGUUCAUUGCCAUGGCAACAAUGGUGAUCUGUCUCAUCAGAAUAAAAGGGAAACAAACACAAGCUCAAGACAAUGGAAAUAAAAGGAAUACACAGCCAAAUGAGGCACAUUACAUGGAUCUGCAGGGACAAAUUGCAACCACCGAUUCAACUUAUGCAGGCUUGAAAUCACAAUACGAAGAGAUUCACGAUGCUGCUCGGAAUUAUGAAAAUACGAAGCACCUUUCAAGCGUUUUAUGAGCUCAAACAGCACACAUUUCUUAUUAUUUUGGGUUCUUAGAAGAUCAUAAUCUUCUGUAAUCUUGUCAAUAUAAAAUUCUAAGAUCGAUAUUUUUUCAUAUCUUCUAAACCUAAGUAUAAAUUAUUGUUGGUUUUUCUUUAAAAAGUGUGUCACAUGUCCUUUGCUGCUCGUUUUUGCAAUUUUCAUUCGUUUAUCUUUAUGUUUUUGGCAGAGAUAAACGAGUGUAAUUGCAUUUUGUUGAAUUCUUAGUAAUGCACAGCCAAAUGAGGCACAUUACAUGGAUCUGCAGGGACAAAUUGCAAUCACAGAUUCAACUUACGCAGGCUUGCAAUCACAAUACGAAGAGAUACACGAUGCUGCUCGGAAUUAUGAAAAUACGAAGCACCUUUCAAGCGUUUUAUGAGCUCAAACAGCACAUAUUUCUUAAUAUUUUGGGUUUUUUGAAAAUCAUAAUCUUGUGUAAUCUUCUCAACAUGAAAUUACUAGGUUGAAAUUUUUCAUAAUUCAUCUUUCUUUCAACGAACCAAAUAUAAAGUCGCCAGUCUGUUUUUUGACACCUUCGUGACUUCUUUACAUGACAGUACCAAUCAGUCAAUUCGUGAAAUGAGUUCUCUAGCACGUGUGUACGCUUUCAUUUAUUCUAUAACCAUUCCCCAUCUACAGACUACAGGGGUCAGGAUCCAUAAUGUCCUGAAAGGAUACGGAAAAAACAUCAGUGUUUUUAUUCAACUGCCUAUUUCUAUUUUACCCUUUAACAUUCCGCUCAUCGUUCAUAAAAAGCAUUUUUCUAUCCCGUUUAUCUCUUUACUAUCGGCUCAAACCUUUGACUUUAAUUUCUUAAGCUAUAUUUUGGUUGUUGCUAGAAAUUCGUCAAAAAUUUUUUUUCGUACAGUUUUAUUUCCUGUUUUAUUAUUUUGGAGACUUUCUCACCAUUUUGGUUUCUUUCUUCCAACCCCAAUUGUCACUUUAGUUGUUUAGUUAGCUACAUUUUUACUUUUUACAUCGUGUCACCUCUCUUCUCAACCAUUCUUUUUGUUAGUGCUUUCUGAAAUAUUUAAGAAAGAUAUACUAUAAACCAACAAGAAAUACUAUAAACCAGUCAGUAUCUUCCAGUCAGUAAAUAUUUGAGAGAAUUUUUUUCAAUCAAUUAUGCACUUUUAUUUUUCACCUGCCAUCUGUUUUUGGCUCCUCUUGUAUUUUGCUGUGUUAGGGGCAGUUUUCUAUCGUUUAACGUGCAGUUUUAGCCUGGGAGUUUCUUCUUGAUGUGUUUGGCCGUCGUGCUAAAUUUUUAUGGCUACGAAUAUGAAGUUACUUUUCACUUUAUUUGUAACUAGUUCAUAUCUGGCAUGUUCUAGUUUAGUUGGGUUUUUUUCGUAGAUUAAUAUACUUUAAUGCUAACAUUCAUUUACCUUUGAUAAUUAUUCGUUUUCAUAACAUUGUAAUAUCAAGCUUCUAGUCGUAUUCUCAAUUUAUAAUCUUUAUGUAUUUUUUUCUUUAGUGAACCACGUUUAACACAUCACCACGGAACCUGUGUUGUUUCUUGCUGUGUUAUCUGCUGAGGAUUUUAGUGUGGUGCAUUCGAUUUACAAAAAAGUCAUAGUUACGAAUUGUGGACUACACUCUUAUAAGAUAUACUGUAGAUCUAGAGCAAUGCUUAGAUAGUAAGAAAAUCGUGAGCACUGUCCUUAUGGAUGUCUCCAAAGCAUUUGAUUGUAUUUCACAUGAACUCUUACUGACACAAUUGGAAGCAUAUCGACUUAGUAGAGGUGCUUUAUUAUUAUUAAUUCUAGACUACCUGCAAGGGCGAUUUCAACGAGUAAAAAUAAAUGCUAACUUUAGCGAAUGGAAAGAAACAGGUGUUCCCCAAGGUUCUGUCCUUGGUCCCCUUUUUCAACAUUUUCAUUACUGACAUAUUCUAAACCUAGAUUAAAGCAAACUAUACAACUAUGCUGAUCAUAAUAGCAUAUGGGUUAAAGGUACUGACAAGGAGGACAUAUCAGCUAAACUAGGACAAGAAAUGAAUAUCAUAAACCAAUGGUUUAUAGACAAUGCUUUGCAGCUGAAUGGAGACAAAUGCAAACUUAUGAUGAUUUCAGCAAAACCAAACAAAGUUGAAAAAUGUAGUACUUAUGCAAACAGGCAAAUAGUAAAUGAGGGAGUCAAAGUGAAAUUGUUUGGCGUGACGAUAGACAACCAAUUAAAAUUUGAUGACCAUAUCAAAUGUAUGUGUAAAGAAGCAAGCAUAAAGAUAAAUUCACUUGCAAAAAAUAGCGCCUUGUUUGAACGAAGAGAAAAGACAACUUUAAUAAAAACAUUUGUUUUGACGUUCUUCAAUCACUUUUCCUUGGUAUGGAUGUAUUGUAGUAGGGAAAACAAUAAACUUAUUAACAACAAUCAUGAAAGAAAAUUGCGAAUAGCCUAUAACGAUUCUUCAUGUAGUUUU
This is a messenger RNA of Rhopilema esculentum, 4210 nucleotides long. Lineage: Eukaryota; Metazoa; Cnidaria; Scyphozoa; Rhizostomeae; Rhizostomatidae. The record is from RefSeq and is a predicted model, not a curated record.